This is a messenger RNA of Colletotrichum destructivum, 540 nucleotides long. RefSeq lists its product as uncharacterized. The transcript has 2 exons. The record is from RefSeq and is a predicted model, not a curated record. The coding region runs from base 1 to 540 and encodes 179 amino acids. Lineage: Eukaryota; Fungi; Ascomycota; Sordariomycetes; Glomerellales; Glomerellaceae.
AUGAGGGCGCUUAUGAGCGACAGCGUUUCGACCUUUGCGAGGGCAUCAAAGAAGAAGAAGAAGAAGAAGAAGAAGAAGAAGAAGAAGAAGAAGAAGAAGAAGAAGAAGAAGAAGAAGAAGAAGAAGAAGAAGAAGAAGAAGAAGAAGAAGAAGAAGAAGAAGGGCUUGAGAUACAAAACAGGAACCAAAGGUGCUUUUGUCACAUCGCAAGAAGCGAAAGGCCGGAAACAGCCUUCAAAACGACGCUGGAUCCCACAUAACGGCAGGGCUCGCCGAAUGCGGCGCUACGAGGGCAUACGGCUCUCCCGUGAGACACCACUCGUCAUGGGCAAGGCGCGGAGGGCUGACCGGGCCAUUGGCAUGCGGCGAAAAGGGUGCGGAUUAGAAUCACCAGAGGGCCUUCGAAACAAGCCACCCAUCACCCCCCAUCCUCCUCCUUCUCCUCUCCCUCUCUUCUCUCAAGGGUCUUUUCUCGGCUGGUGGCUGGUGGCUGGUGUCUGUCUGACUGAGCGCCUCGCCAAAAGAACUCUCUCUUCCUGA